Actinia tenebrosa (Australian red waratah sea anemone) is the source of this 2950-nucleotide messenger RNA. Its product is annotated as G protein-coupled receptor 161B-like. The record is from RefSeq and is a predicted model, not a curated record. Gene Ontology annotation, molecular function: G protein-coupled receptor activity. Gene Ontology annotation, cellular component: membrane. Lineage: Eukaryota; Metazoa; Cnidaria; Anthozoa; Actiniaria; Actiniidae. Gene Ontology annotation, biological process: G protein-coupled receptor signaling pathway.
GAAUAUUAGAAUAAAAGGAAAUGGUAAGAUGGUAUAGUCUCGGUGAAAUGACCCGACGAUAGCCUCUUGCAGAAAGAACCCAUAAAUACACCAUAAAUAUGAAUAUGACACAGAUUAAACAAUAUCAAUCAAACCGGUAACUCAUUACAGGGCUCUGUCAAACGAGCCAACUUGGCUUGGACUUGUUUGUAAUUUUUAAAGUUUUAAAACCGUUAGCAGGCUGCCUUAGUUGGUUGAGCAUCGGACAUUCGAGCGGGAGGUCGUGGUUCGAGUCCUGCCCUGAAAAAUACUCAUAGUCUCGAAAAAAUCUAAGGAGAAAAUGUUGCCAUUGUAUAAUUACAUCUUCAAAUGGUUAAACCUUCAAGUGGUUCGAAUGAUCAUCUUUAAUUGAGGUUACGUAUCUCCAUACUUCUGUUCUUUUUAUCUCAAGAACAAAUAUUUGCAUUUAAAGAAUUUUCGAGAAUCCACACAAGACUAAUUUACUACUCAGCAUGACGUCCUAUAGCUGUGUACGUCCAGUCUUUUGCAAAAUAUGAGCCUCUGUCUAUAAUAAGGGUAAUGUACAAACUAGAAAGGGUAUUGUCAAGCUUGAAAUCGUCAUAUUAUAGCUAGUGAGACAGAGGAAAGGAUAUAAAAUGAAACAUUUCCCCUCAAGAUAUUCUGUUUUCCCUUUUUAGCUUAGAAUACUGCUACAGAGACAAGACUCAAGAAAGGCACCUUAAUAAUUCGUACGUGUCAUGAAGAAAGGACCCGAAUGAAUUCAUCCUUUCUCCAUAUGUAGAAUUUCUUUCAUGACUGGUCCAACACAGAACCAAUAGAUAUAUAACCAAAUGUAUUUUUCCAUGGUCUCUAAGAAUAUUUCGUGCGCUUCUUAAAUUAGCGGGGAAUUGUCCCCGUUUGCUGUCUGCCCCCUGGUGUGUGGCGUAUUGGUCCUUUUUCGGUUUUAUUAAUACAAAGCAUUUGAUCCUAAACUCAAUCUUAGUGCACUUCAGUCAUAUGAGGAAUCAGCUAAAAGUAAUGAAACAAUGCGCUGUAGGUAACCACUUGGUUUAAAAUUUUUUUUUGCUUUACGCACGCCGAUGCCUUAAUUAGGCGAGUGAGGAAUUGCUAAUGCAAUACGCGCAGCUGAAAUGACGCAUUCUGUCAUUCAUUGGUAGAUCUACAAGAAGAGGUCGAUAGAAAAGUUUGAAUUUUCACAACGAGACUGACAAAGAACGAAAAUUAAAGCGUGUUCAUCAGUUGUGGGAUGUUUUCCAUGUAUAUACCGAAAAAUUCAAUAUAGAAAAGUUCAUUUUGGAUAAAAUGGAAGAAGAAGAACAGAAGAAUGUUGAACGUCUUUCUUCGCUGCUGCGUUCUCGAUCUCCAACUACCAUCUUUUUCGAGUCAUUUUUCAUUAUUCUCAUCGACCUUACAGCACUUGUUGGCAACGUCCUCGUUUGCUUCGUGUUCUACAAGAAACCCAUGCUUCGUACCAUCACAAAUGUGUAUAUUGGUGCACUGGCUAUAUCCGAUGUUCUUAUAUCGGUAUUAGUGAUGCCUUGUACAGCGAUGAUAUUCAUCAAAGGGGAAUGGAUAUUUACAGACGUUGUUUGUCAAUACCAAGGAUUCGUUGUGCUGCUUCUUGCUUGGGCAUCACUUCAUAUAAUGACAUUGACAGCCAUAAAUCGAUAUUAUCGCGUCGUGCGGCCCAAUGUCUACACAAAGUGGUUCAGCAUCAAAUCAUCCAUAGUGAUGAUCUGCAGCACCUUGGUGAUCAUCAUCAUCGUUAUCGUAAUCCCUAUCGCAGGUGCAUGGAGCCACUUUACGUUUCGCCCGGGCAAAGGGACAUGUUUUAUGACAUUCAAUAAAAGUUUCAAAACUACCAGAAUGGUGUAUAUAGCUGGAGUGGUACUGUUUUACUCUGUAUUACCGAUGAUAAUAAUAUUCAUAUGUUACUAUAAAGUACUAAAAACUGUCAAAAACCACACUACCGUCAUUCACCCUUCAUUUAAAAAUCCUCUACAGAAGAGAGAACAAGCUCGUGCAACAAGCAUGUCCGUUCGAGAGGUAAACGUGACUAGGACACUAUUUUGUAUGGUAGUUGGUUUCGUGGUCUGUUGGAUCCCAGUUAUUAUCGUAGAGAUGUUGAACUCAUUUCUGGGAACGGCAAGUCUGCCAAGGGGAGCGUAUCUUUGUUACCUGUAUUUUGCGUACAUCAGCAGUGCUCUCAAUCCUAUUAUAUACGGUGUGAUGAAUAAGACGUUCAGAAGGGAACUCUUUAGCGUUCUGCUGCUCAGAAAAACGGAAGUUUGCCUGUCCUGAUUGAUGGUUUGAAACCAUUUCCAAGAGGGUCAAGAAAAAAAGACAUGGAGUCCACGUUAUUGGUAUUAACAAGGGAGGCUGGUAAAACAAUCAGUGUUAAUACUAACAAGGCGGCGAUGACAUAACUUAAACUUGCAAAUACUGUGACUAUAUAAGAUAGAGAAAGCAUCUUGUGGUAAAAAGAAAAAGAAGAAGAAGAAAAAGAAGAAGAAGAAGAAGAAGAAGAAGAAGAAGAAGAAGAAGAAGAAGUAUAUAGCUUAGUCUGGAAUUCAUCAGUCAAAAAAAGGCCUUCAAACUAAGAUACGAUGAAUGCAUUUUCCAAAAUAAUAUGAUGUACAAAGCAGUGCACUAUGUUUAGUAAAUCGCAAAAAAAAUCCAUAUAUCUUGCAAUUAUUAAUAGUAUCAAUAUAAUUGAUGAACAGCGGUGGGGAUAGAUCAAUAACCUAGAUCAAAUCAAACUCAACUAGACAGAUUGCAAUGAGCCGAUAUAUGCUAUAUUUUAAUUUUAAGUUUUUUUGGCUGGAAGAGGAUAAACUCCUGCGGAGAGCAAAUGCAUCCUUUGAAAAGUUAUCCUAGGAACACCGAUGCAACAAAUGUGCUUUGAUAAAUUAAUACACUCAAGCUAGAUUAAAGUUAUUUAACAGACUUA